UGGACUGGGUAAUUAAAAAAUCACAUUCUUUCUUUUACUUCCUCGGUAUAAGAGGGGGCACGGGACGACGUCCCUUCACCAUCCGACUCUUAGGGUUCAAUGGCAUCGAACUUCCCCGACCUCCCUUUGUUUUUCUCCAUCUUCUCUGUCAUCUAUCUCUUCGCUUACUCGGUCGUCUUCCGCAACUGGCCUCCCAAAUUCCGACCUGAGGCAUCCAGCUGUCUCAUCUCCAUCUUCCAUGGCACCCCCGCUGUCAUCCUUUCCUCACGCUCCCUCCUCUCCUCUCCCUUCCGCUCCUUUUCCUCCCCCAACACCGCCUCCCAGAACUCCGUCCUCGAUUUCAGCAUCGCCUACUUCCUCGCCGAUCUCCUCCACUAUGUCCUCUUCUACCCCAGCGACGUCCUCUUCAUCGGCCAUCACUUGGCUACUUUGUUCGUCUUCCUCACCUGCCGCUUCCUUGUCGGUCACGGCGCAUGCGCUAUCCUUGGUCUUCUCAUCCUCGCCGAGGUCACCAGCGCCUGCCAGAACGCUUGGACCCUCGCCCGUGCCAGACGACAUGAUCCUGACGCUCGCUUCGCCCCCAAAGUGUAUGAUUUCUUGUCCCCUCCGUUUUACGCCUUCUACAGUUUGGUUAGGGGUGUGAUCGGUCCCCUCUUUGUCUGGAAAAUGGUUGCCUUUUACGCCGUGGGUGGGGCCGACGGUUUGAUACCUAAGUGGGUGUGGAUAUCUUGGAUUGUUGUGGUUGGAGUCGCCAUCAGCGUUAGUAUUCUUUGGAUUUGGAAUCUGUGGGUAGAAUUCUUUAGGGAAAGGAAGGUGAAAUUGCUAGUAGACAGGAAAACUAGAUAGUUGAAGAACCAUGCCCCCUUCCAUGUACUAUGAAGAAUUUCAUAGAAUAUCUUACGAUUGUUAUGUCACAUUUUCCAGACAUUUAUAUAUCAUGGAUGUUUUUGGAUUAAUCUGUUCUCUCUAGCACAUUCGAUUCAUCAUAUGGUUCUUGCAACACCACUUUGGGUGCUUAUUUUCCUUUAUCCGUUAGGAGCUGAUGCCCCCAAGCAUCGUGUCUGUAAUUUAAUUUUGAGUAUGAUUUUAUAACUAUCUAUCAGGAAUUGAUCAACAAGGAGGCAUCUAAUCUAUGUAUAUACUCCUCGAUAAGCUGAACUUCUUGUGUUUGUAAUAGCUAGCCAGCUGAAACAAGAAGGGUGAACUGCAUUGAAAAAAUUUAUGUUGGGCUGCAAAGUAUGCUGGAAUUGUCAGUGUAUAACGGCAAUGAGCACUUUGAGUCCAGCAAUAAGAGUGAGAGUGAUACUACCGUGAUCUUGUUCCUGCUUCAUUUACUCAAUUUGACAAGAUCCAUCUGCGUAAAAAUGCUGGAAGGGCAUUUCACCAUGAUUAAAGUUUACUGAAUACUUGCUGGUGGAAAGUGGUGUCGUAUUCUUGAGUUAUGUUGUUGGAUGGGUUGAUGCGAAUUACAGAUUGUCGAUUCUCGUUUGGCAAUUCUAAGUGGCUACACCCUAGGGUCAUUGGGGUUCGUUCCUUAACGGCUCCUAUGAUAGGCUCUCAGGCCUCUUAGAUUGAGCUGUUGCUCGUAUAUUUUACCAACACAGACCAAACCCAUGCGCAGGUGACAUUUCAGCUGUUUGUCAUGUCAUAUAGGCAUUGAGCUCUGGGUCCAUCUUUAUGUAAAAUGAUGUACAAACCAAGCUUUUCUGCCUGAUCUUGUCAAACCAUCAAUUCUAAAAUAUGCACUUGUGAGGGUUAGAGUGAGCUGGUGAAGAAAGAUGGUCUGUGCUUUGCAUGACCAACUCCUGUGCUGGGUGCAGGACGAGGUUUUUGUUCGAAGUUGGGUUUCCGAUUACUCCAAAAAAAACUUAAGGGAAGGGAUUGUCUCUUGGGGGGUUAAUUUACAACUUUGUUUGCUUGGAUUGGGCUUGGCUUCUUUGUUUAGCUCAAUCUCUAAGGCCCGUAGUAAACCCAUAAUCCAUCUCUAUUAAGCCCAAGCCCUAAUAAAGGCUUCCACCGCCUCCUGGAACGUUGCCACUGGUAAUUCGAAUUGCUUGGGGUGAAAAUUCUCCCUCCCGUCGGAUCAGAAAGCGGUCGUCGAUCCUAGCGGCGGAGUACGUGCGGCACAACAAGACCACACGGAUCAAGCAUUGGCUCAUCUUCCGCCUUCACAGUCCCGUUUUCAGAUUGACUCAUGAUGGCAAGCAUUUAUUUCUCCAAAGGCUGAGGUAGAAGAAGAUCCAGCGAUCAUAUCACUUGGAUGACACUUCAUAUGGUUACAACAAGUUAUGACAAAUGAUGUCGACUUGGGUUCAUGCUAUCAGUUUUGGAAGUUUAUGAGACUCUACUUGCCUUGUUUAGAUUCAAGCUGUAAAUGUAAUGUAUCCACCUAUCCUUGGUCCUCGAUCCAAAGCCUUAACAGCAGCACCAGCUGACCUCCAAUGAUCCUGGGGCGUUGAUGCACCUUGUUGCAGAUACCAAUGAAGAGGUUAACAAAGGCAUGCAAGAAACUACUCAAGGCUGUGAAAUUUUAAUGAGUCUCGAGGAGGGAUAUAUUCCCUGAUUAUGCAGGCAAAGCUGUGUCAUUGACUGGUGUGCGUAUGUGUGUGUUUUGGAAGGAGGAUCUGGAAGAUCCGCCGGGGUUGUUGAAGCUGCUGAGAAGGAGAAGAAGAAGAUGAUGAGCUUUAUGGAGAAGCAGUUCCGUGGUGAACUGUCAAUGCAAGCCAAGGGAAGAUAUCUGCGGGUGUCUGUUUCUAUGAAACUGGUGAUGAGAUUGAAACAAUGGGAAUUAUAUGUUGAUGCCGCGGAAGGUCGACCUAUACAAAGCCACGAUGAUAGGCCCGAAACUAACGAAGGUGUCAAGGAGCCUAAGAAGAAGUUGCAUCUCCUUGUUAUUUAUUGCAUAUGCAUUUUUUUGCUUUU
Tarenaya hassleriana is the source of this 2922-nucleotide messenger RNA. RefSeq names its product TLC domain-containing protein At5g14285. Gene Ontology annotation, cellular component: membrane. The record is from RefSeq and is a predicted model, not a curated record. Lineage: Eukaryota; Viridiplantae; Streptophyta; Magnoliopsida; Brassicales; Cleomaceae. The transcript is spliced from 8 exons. Bases 100 to 846 code for a protein of 248 amino acids.